AAUGGAGGGAGUAUCCCCACCAUAAGGAAUAUAUAAACAACAUCUAGGAGGCGUGUAAAACAUAGUUUUGGUACUAUUUUUUUUAAAUUCACUCUAGAUAAUAAUAAUUACAAAGAAAACAAUUUGUUAAAUCAAAAAUGGCAAAAAGUGGUAGAGAUUUAGCAUUAUCCAUGUUAAGAACUUUACCUCGAGUAGUACUGUCAAAUCUUCGACCUAACCCUGGUGCAAAAAUGGCUUCAAGAAGAGGUAGAGGUCAACACGGAGGAGAUAAACACGGCGCAGGAAAUAAAGGUUCUGGUCAAAGACAAAAUUAUAUGAGACCUGGAUAUGAAACUGGAAACAACCCGUUUUAUCUUAGAUUUCAAUACGAACCAUAUUAUAAAGGACAUCACUUAAGAAGACAGUAUCCACCACUUUCUUUACAUCAGCUACAAAUGUUUAUAGAUACAAAUAGGAUAGAUAUAAGUAAACCAAUUGAUCUUGCAACUAUAAUAAAUACAGGAUUAUAUAACUUCCAUAUUAAUUGGAAACAUGCUGGAGUUCAUUUAACAGAUGAGGGCGCAGAUUUAUUCAAAGCAAAAGUUAACAUAGAAGUACAAUGGGCAAGUGAACCAGUGAUCGCUGCAAUUGAAAGAAAUGGUGGUGUUAUUACUACAGCCUAUUAUGAUACAAAUUGCUUGUUUGCUUUAAAUGAUACCGAACAAUUUCUUCGUAGAGGUGAUCCAAUACCCCGUAGAUUAUUACCACCUGCAGAUUGCUUAGAAUAUUAUUCAAGUGCUGCAUCAAGAGGAUAUUUGGCAGAUCCUGAAAAAAUUUCUCAAGAACGUUUAAUAUUAUCACAAAAAUAUGGUUAUAUACUUCCAAAAAUUGAAGAUGAUCCUGACUAUGAAAUGCUAACAGAACGUAAAGACCCACGACAGUUAUUUUAUGGCCUUGAACCAGGUUGGGUUAUAAGUCUUGUAGAUAAAACAAUUCUUAAACCAAAGGCAGAAUAUUUGAAAGAAUUUUAUGCUAGUUAAAAUAUUGUAUAUGUUUUUAAUAAAUAUAAAAAAUGUUUAA
Vespa crabro (European hornet) is the source of this 1059-nucleotide messenger RNA. RefSeq names its product 39S ribosomal protein L15, mitochondrial (gene mRpL15). Gene Ontology annotation, cellular component: mitochondrial large ribosomal subunit. Gene Ontology annotation, biological process: translation. The coding region runs from base 138 to 1019 and encodes 293 amino acids. The record is from RefSeq and is a predicted model, not a curated record. Lineage: Eukaryota; Metazoa; Arthropoda; Insecta; Hymenoptera; Vespidae. The transcript is spliced from 5 exons. Gene Ontology annotation, molecular function: structural constituent of ribosome.